Molecule: messenger RNA, 2358 nt
Organism: Zymoseptoria tritici IPO323
Lineage: Eukaryota; Fungi; Ascomycota; Dothideomycetes; Mycosphaerellales; Mycosphaerellaceae
Exons: 6
Coding region: 1-2358 (785 amino acids)
Source: RefSeq, a predicted model, not a curated record
AUGCAAACGCUUUCGGAAGCAGCAGGAGAAGUGCCUACUUGUAUCGUGAUCGAUGACAACGACAAGGACGUCGAACAAGGAACGACCCCUUCGUUGCGAACCUCUUCAGACCAGCACAAAUUGCCAAAAGUCCAUCGUCCGCUAUCAACUAUCAUCCGCAAGGCCGAGUUCGUCAUCGACGGGGACAUCUGGACGGACCACCUCUCCCAUCAGAAGAAGAACAGUUUAAAGCACAUGCCGUACGCUGCAUGUGGGCCGUCCUCUCAGCGGAAACGGGACGAGGUGAUCAACGACAUCAACUUCAUUACCGGCGAAACGUCCAAGCGGGCCUGGUUCACGUGUAUUCCGCUGCGAUUCCGUCCCGCCAAAGUUCCUGAGGAUGCUAAGGAUUGCAGUACGGCUUUACUGCAGGACAUCCUCUUCUGUCUUGAAAGGACCAACGACAGACGCAAGUUAGCCGAGCAGACGGCCAAGCUUGCGGCCGCUCGUAGGCCAUCGAGUAAGCACGAGUCGCCUGUUACAACACAAAGUGUACCGCCGCCUGCCAAGAUGCACGAAGCGCACUCCCAGCGCCUGUCAACACUGAAACAAAGCGAUACCCGAGGAAGCUCCAGUGUCAAUGCUGAGCGGGUCGAGCAGCCAGAACACUCGGAACAGCCAGAUAGUCGCAAGCGGAAACAUGAGGACGAUGACAUAAGUGCAUCAAAGAAGCUCGACACAGGCUUACGAGUCCCAGCCAGGAUCCAGACAUCUGAAGAUGCGGCGAUACAACGCAAAAAGAAUGAAGCAGGCUUAGCCAUUAUGCGACUGGAGGCUAAAGUGAAGAGCUUGGCGAGAACGGGUGGGAGUUCGGAGGAGCACAAGGAGAGCAAGGCCGAACUGACAGUUUUGAAGCUGGACUUUGCGUUGAAGUAUGGCAUGAAUGACCAUUUCAAGAGCAAUCAGCUCGAUGACCGUUCGUAUGCGAACAGAACAUCCUCACGGCAUCCGAAGUCCAGAGAUAUUUACUCUCGACCGACCUCAUCAUCGAUCCUUUCAGCCAGACGCGACACUCACAAAGAUGACGGACCCGAGCCGGCUGUGGGCUACAAAUUCGAUCCGGUCAUGUACGAACAAGUGUGGAAAGACCAUAUGAAACAACGCCCCACUCCAAGACAAAGGUACAAUCACUCAGCGUUUGAGGAAUUGAGCGACAACUCCAAGCACCAAAGACGUCGUCAGAAGGAGGCAAUCGACAAGCUUACUGGGCGAGACUGUACGCUUUCGUACUCCAAUCACAUCCCAAGAGCAUACCGACCAGUGGAUCUUCCGAGGUAUGCAGAGGACUGCAGUGGAGACUUGCUCAAAGUCAUUGCCUUUUGUCUUCGGAAUACCAAGAAGAUCCGCAAGAAGGGAGAAAAGGUCUCCAAGAGCGGAAAUUCUGCAGCCGAGCGUGAGCAUAUGCCGGCCAAGAAGACUUCGAGUAAGCAAGAGAUAUUGUCUCUGACCCGAUUGGUACCAGCACCGAUGAAGGAGCAAGACGCUCCAUCAAAAUCGCAAAAUUCUGUCAAGAGCAGCAGGCGCCUUGACAGUCCUGAGAAUGCUGUGACCUCUCCACCAACGAUUGACACUGAAAAUCGCAAGAGGAAGCUCAUGGUUUUCAAGUGGGGAACGUCGACUAGCAGUGAUGCGAGACCACAAGAUCCAGUUGUGAGGAACAGAGAUGCUGUGGAUGAGCGCAAAAAAGAGGAAGCAGGAUUGGCUAUCAUGUCAUUGGAGGCCGAAUUGAAGAGGCUGGCAAAGACCAGCAGAGCCUCUGAGGAGUAUCAGGAGAAGCAAGAGGCCUUGGUUGCUUCGAAGCUACGUUUUGGACAUAGACAUGGCAUGAAUACAAGAGCAGGCCAUUUCCUGCCUUUCACUCCAAACAUCUGCAAACCUCCCCUCGAAUCCAAAGUACACCAUGGCAUCGAACUCUCUCACCUCCGUCUUGAAGGUCUCCAAGCAACGACAGCCGAGCUCCGAAACGACUAUCCGGUCCCUCCGCAGAAGAGGCUCAAUCGAUCUCCGUCCAUCUGGAACAACAGGCAUCGUCACUACAGUCGGCAAGACAGCAAGGUCAAUCGCCACGAAUGCUUCAACAACCUCAGUCUCCGAUCCCAAGACGAGCGAUUGACGGUUUUCAACGAGAUUGAACAGGUCGUGGGCCGGGAAGUCCAAUGGAUCCGCGACCUUGGUCGGGCUCCUGGUAUUGCGGUUCAUCCUUUAGAUCUGAGUCUGCCGUACUUGACGGCUCUGGCCAAGCUGUACAAGGAGGUCAGUGGCGAUGAGGUGAAGGCGUUUCACUUUCAACGAUUGGCGGCUGCAAGGAAUGCAGGUUGA